AUGGCUCUCAAUCCGUCUGACGGCUUCGCCGCCGGCAACGCGGUGCUCGACCUGGAAGAUGCCGCGUUGCCCAUGUUCAUUGUCGAGCGAGUUCAACUGCAGUUCUCCAUCGCUGCCGAUUUCGUUGCCGCCCAGGUCGCGAACAACGUCCUUGUCCUGGCUCUUUCCAACGGUCGCAUCCUGCGUAUAGAUCUGAACAGGCCUGAGGACAUUGAUGACAUCGACCUGCCCAAGAAACCCGCAGAAAUCGGCGUCAUCCGCCGUAUGUUUCUCGACCCUACAGCCUCUCAUCUCCUAAUCUGCACGGCGCUCGGCGAGAACUAUUAUCUUCACUCCCAGCAUAAGCACCCGAAAACCCUCGCCCGCCUCCGCGGCGUCUCAAUCGAGAGUGUUGCCUGGAACCCCUCACUCCCGACGGCCUCGACCCGCGAGAUCCUUCUCGGCGCCUCCGACGGCAAUAUUUACGAGGCCUUUAUCGAAACAACCUCAGAGUUCUACAAAAAAGACAUUAAGCUCAAGAAUCUACACAAGUUGCCUGAUGGGCCGAUUACAGGCUUGUGGGCGGACACGCUUCCGGGUCGGCCAGACAUGCGCCGGGUGCUGAUUGCGACGCAUAGCCGGCUCUUCCACCUAGCUGGAAAGGUUGGCAGUGGCCACGAAAGUGGAGGUUCAAUUUACACGAAGCUCUUCGAGUCGGAGCAGCCUACAAUUCACGAGCUGUCGCGCUCGUCCGCCACAGCAGCUUCGGCGCUGGUGGUCUCGCCCGACCCUCCCGACCAGAAUCCAUACGAGAACGAAGCACAUGAGAGAGCCUAUGCUUGGCUGUCCGCACAAGGAGUUUUCCACGGGCAACUUGCUUCGAGUGCAGAAGGCAGCAAGAUUUUUAGCGAAUCAAGCAUGCUGCCAAGAUCACAGCUCGGCUUGUCUGACGGGCCAGGCAAACGCAACAACGCAGGGGAUUAUAUCGAAGCGAUAGCGCUGACGCAAUGGCAUAUUGUCAGCCUCAUUGGUGGCCGCGUGGUCGCCACGAAUCGUUUGACUGGGGAAGUGGUCUAUGACCAAAUUGUUUUGGAGCCUGGGCAAAAGGCAGUGAGCCUGAGUGUUGACUUACAAAAGAAUACAUUUUGGUUGUUCACCGGCCAAGAAAUCUUUGAGGUCGUCGUUAACGACGAGGACCGAAAUAUCUGGCAGAUUAUGCUCAGACUGCAACAGUUCGACUCGGCUCUGCAGCACGCUAAAACACCCGUUCAGAGGGAAACCGUGGCCACGUCAUACGGCGACUAUCUCGUCAAAAAGAAGCAGUACAUGGAGGCGGCAGCAGUAUACGGCCGGAGCAACAAGCCGUUCGAAGAGGUAGCGCUGACCUUUAUCGACAAUGCCGAGCCCGAUGCUUUACGGAAAUACCUUUUGGCCAAGUUGGCUACUCUGAAGAAGGCUGCUAUAAUGCAGAGGAUCAUGAUUGCUAGUUGGUUGGUAGAGAUUUUUAUGGCGAAGCUCAACUCGUUGGACGACACAAUUAUCACACAGGCCGAGUUGGCGGAUGGGCUAAACCCAGCACAGUCAAAGGAGCAGCUGCAAGCUGUCCAGGGCGAGUUCCAAGAGUUCGUCAACAAGUACAAGUCCGAUCUCGACCGACGGACAGUAUACGAUGUCAUUAGCAGCCACGGCCGCGAGCAGGAGCUGCUGCAUUUUGCCAACGCUGUCAACGACUACAACUACGUUCUUUCGUACUGGGUCCAGCGUGAGAGGUGGGACGAGGUGCUGAAGGUGCUGAAGAAGCAGACCGACCCAGAGGUGUUCUACAGGUACAGCACCGUUCUUUUGACACACGUCGCUUCGGACCUGGUUGAGAUACUUAUGCGCCAUUCGGACCUGAAGCCUCGGAAGUUGAUUCCGGCGCUGCUUGAGUACAACCGCAACUUUGAGGGUAGCUUGCUGCAGAAUCAGGCUAUUCGGUACCUCCAGUACGUUAUCAACCAGCUCAAUUCGAAGGAUUCCGCAGUACACAACACACUUAUCUCCAUAUACGCAUCACACAAUUCCAAGGAUGAGGCAGGCCUGUUGUCGUAUCUCGAGUCGCAGGGGGUUGAGCCAAGCUACGACCCGGACUUUGCUCUCCGUUUGUGCAUUCAGCACCACAGGACGCUUUCCUGCGUUCACAUCUACACCAGCAUGGGCCAGUACCUGCAGGCCGUCGACUUGGCUCUGUCGCACAACGAAGUAGACUUGGCAUCGGUCAUUGCAGAUCGGCCCAUGAAUGACUCACCUCUGCGGAAGAAGCUGUGGCUCGCUGUAGCCCGCAAGGUGAUUUCGCAGUCAAACGGCAUCAAGACGGCCAUCGACUUCCUCAAGCGAUGUGAGCUGCUCAAGAUCGAGGACCUUAUUCCCUUCUUCCCUGAUUUCGUGGUCAUCGACGACUUCAAGGAGGAGAUUUGCACGGCGCUAGAGGACUACAGCCGCAACAUUGACACGCUGAAGAAGGAGAUGGACGAAUCUUCUCAGACGGCGACUAAUAUCAAGAUCGAUAUUGCUGCGCUGGACCACCGAUAUGCAAUUGUCGAGCCGGGCGAGAAGUGCUAUGUUUGCGGGUUGCCACUACUCAGCCGGCAAUUUUUCGUAUUCCCUUGUCAGCACUCGUUCCAUUCCGAUUGUCUGGGCAAGAGGGUGCUUGAACAGGCUGGCGUGGGCACGGGUAAGAGAAUCCGCGAGCUUCAAGUUCAAAUUAGCAAGGGACUGGUCAGCGGGACCAAGCGGGAGGCCAUGAUUACAGAGUUGGAUUCGUUGGUGGCGUCUGCGUGUAUUCUUUGCAGCGAAUUCGCCAUCAAGAGGAUCAAUGAGCCGUUUGUUACGCCGCAGGAUAACCUGAAUGAAUGGAAGAUUUAG
Molecule: messenger RNA, 2883 nt
Organism: Colletotrichum truncatum
Lineage: Eukaryota; Fungi; Ascomycota; Sordariomycetes; Glomerellales; Glomerellaceae
Product: pep3 vps18 deep orange family protein
Biological process (GO): endosome organization; vacuole organization; organelle fusion
Cellular component (GO): endosome; HOPS complex
Molecular function (GO): protein-macromolecule adaptor activity
Source: RefSeq, a predicted model, not a curated record